GUCUAUAUAUACUGCCAUCCAGUUCAUUUGUAUUUGUCUCAGUGCUUUACAUUUAUCUCACUUCAAAAACACAUUUCUCUAGACUCUAUUCUCUCCAUUAGCAAAAUCUAGCAAUCUCUUCAUCAAUGGCUUGCCUACAAUUGUCCAAGGAGGCAAGCAAAUACAAAGGAGAAGAAGAGGAGUGCACUCUUGAUGGAUCAGUUGAUUACCAUGGUCGACCCGCAAUCCGAGAAAGAAGUGGUCGAUGGGUCGCUGGAAUUAUCAUUCUUAUGAAUCAAGGAUUGGCUACUCUGGCGUUCUUUGGUGUUGGAGUCAACCUGGUGCUGUUCUUGACGAGAGUUCUGCAGCAAGACAAUUAUGAGGCUGCUAACAAUGUUAGCAAAUGGACUGGAACUGUCUACAUUUUCUCUCUUGUCGGUGCUUUCCUCAGUGAUUCGUAUUGGGGAAGAUACAAGACGUGUGCCGUAUUUCAGGGCAUUUUCGUCAUUGGUUUGGUUGGACUAUCAGUGGCAACAAACCUUUUCCUACUAAGGCCUAAAGGUUGUGGGACUCCAGAUACACCAUGCGGAUCUCAUUCAAGCUGGGAAGUUGUGUUGUUUUAUUUUUCCAUAUAUAUGAUUGCUCUGGGAAAUGGAGGAUACCAGCCUAAUAUUGCAACAUUUGGGGCUGAUCAGUUUGAUGAGGAGAACAUGCAGGAGGCACAUUCUAAAGUGUCGUUUUUCAGCUUCUUUUACUUGGCCUUGAACCUUAUUGGUUCACUUUUCUCCAAUACCAUAUUGGUCUUUUUUGAGGACAAAGGACUUUGGGCUCUAGGAUUUUGGACUUCUGCCGGCUCUGCUUUUGCUGCAUUAGUCUUGUUUCUUGCAGGCACGUCAAGGUAUAGGCACUUUAAGCCGACUGGAAACCCUCUUUCUAGAUUCUGUCAAGUGUUUGCUGCUGCAAUAAAAAAGUGGCGAGUUGAAUUGUCUCCUGAAGAAGAGAAUUUAUAUGAAGUUGAUGGAAGCAAGGAUGGUUCGUCCAAUGGUGCUAGGAGGAUUCUUCACACUAAUGAAUUCAAAUUUUUGGAUAAAGCAGCAUUCAUCACAUCGGUAGAUUUCAAGACAGGUCUUUCUAAUCCAUGGCAGCUCUGCCCAAUUUCUCAAGUUGAAGAGGUGAAAUGCAUUUUAAGACUGCUCCCGAUUUGGCUAUGCACCAUCCUGUAUUCGGUAGUUUUCACACAAAUGGCUUCACUCUUUGUCGUGCAAGGCGAAGCUAUGACGAGUAAACUGUCAAAUUUUCGAAUCCCUCCAGCCAGCAUGUCUAGCUUCGACAUUCUCAGCGUAGCAACUUUCAUAUUCCUGUACAAGAGAGUUAUCAGUCCUCUGGUUAGCAGAUUCAGAAAGACAAAGACAGAAUCUAAAGGGUUCACCCAACUUCAAAGGAUGGGAGUUGGACUCAUAAUAGCAGUAAUGGCUAUGGUUUCAGCCGGAGUAGUGGAGGUAUAUAGACUCAAGUAUGCCCGAAAGGAUUGCUUACACUGCAGUGGCUCCAGCUCAUUGAGCAUAUUUUGGCAAAUCCCUCAGUAUGCUCUUGUAGGAGCUUCAGAAGUUUUUAUGUACGUAGGCCAAUUAGAAUUCUUCAACGCACAAACACCAGAUGGACUCAAAAGUUUCGGGAGUGCACUUUGCAUGACGUCAAUCUCCCUUGGAAACUACGUGAGUAGCCUACUCGUGACAGCAGUUAUGAAGAUAUCAACCACCGACCACAUGCCCGGAUGGAUUCCAGGAAAUCUCAACUAUGGUCACCUUGACAGAUUCUACUUCCUGUUGGCUGGGUUAACUGCUAUAGAUUUAGUGGCCUACAUAUUUUGUGCUAAAUGGUACAAGAAUAUAAAGCUUGAAAGCAAGUACGACGAUGAUGACAAAGGCAAGUUUGAAGCUUAAUAAUAAGAAAGCUUUUCACAGAAUCUCCGUUCAGUAGUUGAGAAACAUUAGACUCCUAUGAGAAUCUCUGUUUGCAACACUCAGACUUCAGUAUGCAGUCCUUGAACAGUGAAGAAAUAGUCAGAAGAAAGGGUAUAUCAUUAUAUCCUUUUAGGACUACAAUGAGUUCGUCGGUGUUUGUUGGCUGAAGGAACGUACAUAUAUCUCUGAAUUUAAUUUCGUGGUUUAGUUGUAUUUUCGUCGAAUAAACGUGCAUCUUAAAGAGUACUUUGUAAGAACUUGUAGCUUCUCUGCAGUUUGUGUUAUCUUGAAGUGUACUUCAAAUAUUUAAGACUUGCGACUUCUAUGCAGUUUCCGUAACAGUUGUCUGCCCAUC
Daucus carota subsp. sativus is the source of this 2298-nucleotide messenger RNA. RefSeq names its product protein NRT1/ PTR FAMILY 7.3. Gene Ontology annotation, biological process: transmembrane transport. Gene Ontology annotation, cellular component: membrane. The record is from RefSeq and is a predicted model, not a curated record. NCBI's taxonomy places the organism in Eukaryota, Viridiplantae, Streptophyta, Magnoliopsida, Apiales, Apiaceae. Gene Ontology annotation, molecular function: transmembrane transporter activity.